UAAUGUUAUGAAUAAAUAAAGUCAGUCAGUCGCAGAGAAGAGGCCGAGAUCCCCGAAGAAACGUCUCCUCCCUCCCUCCCUGUUCAGUUCAACCUGUCUCCGCUUCUCCUCCUCGUCCUCUCCAUGGCUCUCGACUCUGUUCCUCCUUAUCCCAGCGACUUCGGAUCCAGCAGGGCUGUCCGAACCCAACAAAGAAUCAGGAAGGACGAACGCAUCUGGACGGCGGAUACGUAUGCGCCGUACGACGACGGGCACCAGUGGAGGAAGUACGGCGAGAAGAAGCUCUCCAGCUCCAACUUCCCAAGGUUCUACUACAGAUGCACCUACAAGAACGAGAUGAAGUGCCCCGCCACAAAGCAAGUCCAACAGAAGGACACCAGCGAUCCGCCAUUGUUCUCUGUCACUUAUUUCAACCAUCACACCUGCAGCACCAUCUCAAAUCCAACCGGAAGCACGAGUAGAGAUAUUGCUGCGCAGUCAUCUUCGAAGAAGGUGGUGUCAAUCUGCUUCAGCCCGCACACCAGCAGUGAGCAGCCUACAUUCCUGACAUCCUCGGCUACACCACCGUCAACAAGCAUACAUUCUUACAGAGCCAACCAACGGCCUGACAGGAAUGCCUAUGCUCGCCAGUUCCAGUGGACAGGUGCAUUAUCUCCUACAAGUAACGGUCCGGUUAAAAUGGAGGCUGACGAAUUUUCAGGAGCAAGCACUUCGUCCAGCAGCACGGGUGCUCUGCCGAGGACUUUGCUACGGAUCGGUCAGUCCAGAUGCAUCGAGUACUUCCAUUUCUUGUGAUGAUAUUCGAGGUGGAAGAAGUACAUAUGCUGGGGAGGCGCUUGGUGCCUGUUUCGAGUUCCAAGUGGAGUUUGUAUUUGGAGCUGGAGGCGGUAUUGCUUUCCCAGGCCUGAACCACAGGGACCCAACCUACUGAUCCCCAUAGAGAUAUUACUGCCUUGUUCAUUCUUCAUAUUCGGAUCCAAGCCACAUUUUUGUACUUGGAUGAUGUGAAGAAUGUGAUGAAGUUUUUUUCUCUAUCUAGCACAUGAUACCAAAAGAUGUUAUCGAGGUAGCACCGUUUGUUUGUUUACUGAUUAUAUAUAUGAGGGACGUUUACAUA
This is a messenger RNA of Phragmites australis (common reed), 1117 nucleotides long. RefSeq names its product probable WRKY transcription factor 14. The transcript is spliced from 3 exons. The coding region runs from base 124 to 795 and encodes 223 amino acids. NCBI's taxonomy places the organism in Eukaryota, Viridiplantae, Streptophyta, Magnoliopsida, Poales, Poaceae. Gene Ontology annotation, biological process: regulation of DNA-templated transcription. The record is from RefSeq and is a predicted model, not a curated record. Gene Ontology annotation, molecular function: sequence-specific DNA binding; DNA-binding transcription factor activity.